This is a messenger RNA of Lotus japonicus, 1093 nucleotides long. RefSeq lists its product as uncharacterized. Gene Ontology annotation, molecular function: S-adenosylmethionine-dependent methyltransferase activity. The record is from RefSeq and is a predicted model, not a curated record. The transcript is spliced from 2 exons. Bases 96 to 881 code for a protein of 261 amino acids. Lineage: Eukaryota; Viridiplantae; Streptophyta; Magnoliopsida; Fabales; Fabaceae.
CUAUAAAUGAUGAGGUGGAAGAAGAGAGGUAGAUAGAUGCAAAUUUGAUUGUUCCUAACAUUCUCAUCAAGAAAUCAGAGAAAAUUAAGAGAGAGAUGUCAAAUCUGUUUGUGAAACAGGCAAAACAAUAUGCAGGUGCAAGGCCAAGUUAUCCACCGCAGCUCUUCCAAUUCAUUGCUUCAAAAACCCCCUCUCACAACCUUGCUUGGGAUGUUGCCACCGGAAGCGGCCAAGCUGCCAAAUCGUUAGCUGAACUAUACCAGAAUGUCAUAGCCACGGAUGCUAGUGAGAAACAGCUUGAAUUUGCAACAAAGCUCCCCAAUGUGCGAUACCAGCAUACCCCUUCAACCAUGUCCAUUGCAGAGGUUGAACAAAAGGUGGCACCUCAAGGAACCAUAGACCUUGUGACCAUUGCCCAAGGUCUCCACUGGUUUGACCUCCCAAACUUCUAUGCACAAGUCAAUUGGGUUCUCAAGAAACCACAUGGAGUCAUUGCAGCGUGGUCUUACAAUUUGCCUAGACUUAGUGAUGCAGUAGACUCUGUCCUUGAUCAAUUUUAUGGCUCUGAUACUAAACCUUAUUGGGACCAAGCACGCAGAUUGGUUGAAAACAAUUACAGAACCAUUGAUUUUCCAUUUGAGCCUGUGGAUGGAGCUGAUCACACAGGACCGUUUGAGUUUGUGACAGAGACUGUGAUGGAUUUCGAUGAUUUCUUAACUUAUAUAAAAUCAUGGUCAGCAUAUCAGACAGCAAAGGAGAAGGGAGUGGAGCUUCUAGGCGAGGAUGUGGUUGAAAAGUUCAAACUUGCUUGGGGUGAAGAUGGCCAGAAGGUUGCCAAGUAUCCAAUUUAUCUUAGAAUUGGAAAAGUAAGUGAUGCCUGAAAAUAUGUUCUUACUUGAUAGUUAGCUCAAGAAACAUUUUCUGUUUGUUGAUUAAAUAGUUUAGCUCUAUUGAUACUAUUUGAAUCAUUUAUUGAGCUGAUUGUUAAGGAAGAGGUGAAGUAGAAAGCUUAAAUUCCAAGGGUAAAACAGUCCUCGUGUAUCCAAUUUUGUUUUAUGCUUCCAUGGCCAACCAAAUUUCAAAUUGCUAGAAA